UGGUGCGUAGAUUUCUAUUCGACCCGUUUAUGACCACCUUAUUUUGGGGGGAACCAUCACGGUAAGCGCAGCCUCUCCCAGGGUAACCUCGCCGACAGCCAUGGCUGACGGUAUCAAGGCUUGCCCUUCGGACGAUGCCGCCCUUCUUCUUCAUCUUUCCGGCAACAACGCCCCAGAUUCUGCUAUUGAGGACGGUACUUUCACAGUCUUCGUCGACAGCUCCCUCUAUACUCAUAUGGCAGUCUCCGUUUCCCCUCGCGACACCGUCGCGGAUCUCAAGAGCAAAAUUAGGACUGAGCACCAGUCAUGUUUCCCUGCGCUUGGAGAUAUUGUUAUCCAUGCAAUCAAGGUCAAGCGCAGAAGAUUGCUGUACCAUUUGUCAGAUUCCAUGCUUGUUAAAAGUGCAUUCAAUAGACAAAUGAGGACUUGGUUUCUUCACAUGGAUGUGUCGACUCUCUGUACAUUUAAGCAUCAAGAAGAACCAAGACAGGGCCUUUCUACACCAGAAAUUGAUGUCCAGAUGGAGAUACCUGAAAGCUCGGGGGCAGUUACUUGUAAGCAAGUUGAUAGGACUUUGAAAAGGUUGGUUGACACUGCUACUGAUGAAUGUAAGGAGUCCGGAGAUGCCUCUGAGCUCUGUAUUAUUUCAUCUGAUAUUGGCAACUUAAGUAAAGACAGUCACUUAAAUAAAGGUUUUAGUAAGAAGUCAGAUAACCCUGAUGAUCAAUUACUACAUUUGCAAAAUACUGACUUAGUGAAUAGAAAGUUUAUUGUUUCUGAGCAAACUGUUCAAGGCAACAGCGAAGGAAAAACUUUAAAUGUGUUUGAUGCAGUUGGAGAAAAUCCAACCUCGGACCCUAAAGCAUCAAUAUCUGCUGAAGAAAGGGUAGAUCUCAAUAAGCUACAAAAAUGUAAUACUGGGAUGGAUCUGAAUGUUGGUUGCAUAGUCAAAGAGGGAGUCAAUUUUGAUGGUUUGAAGAGUGGCAUUGUAUCUUUAGAUGCCGUUCCAUCUAAAUUUGAGAGAAGGAACAGAGGUCAAGAUGCUUCGGUUGAUGGCAGUGCAUUGGAAGACCUAGUAGUACCUGUAUCUGGAAAUGAAAAGGAAAGAAAGAAAAAAAGAAAAAGCGGUCUGCUAGAAUUGGAUAAUGCCUCUUUCAAAGAGGAUGUGGCAGUCAACACUUUCCAUACUGCAGAAAAAUCUGAGUUUGGAAGGCGUGCUGAUUUGAAUCCUCAAGGGGAUGAGGAUGCGAAUAUUGACAAGCCAAACUGUACUCCCGAGGAUCUGAAGGGCGAAAACAAAUCCUCCAGUGAUUUAGUCAAGGCGAAAAGGAAGAAAACAAGAGUUCCAAAGAGUCGAGCGGCAGACCAUGACAAUUCCAGUUUGUAUCAAGAAGUUGUUGAAGGUGAAUGCAAUGGAAAAGAUUCUCAUUCACUCAAGAGAACUGUUGAUAUGAUUAAUAUAGGCAAUGCAAAUGUUAUUUCACAAGAUGGAGAAUCAGAACUUUCCGCUUCAUAUGGAAUGGACGAGAAGGACUUAAAAGUCUUGCCGCUUGUUGAGGAGUCCCGAGACUCUAAUCAUGCAACACAAAAGAAAAGGAAAAAGCCGAAAAGGACGAGAAAUCAUGUGGCGCUGGCCCUUGAGGCCCCUUCUGUUAAUCAUCAUAAUGAUUCUCCAGGAAAUGAGUUGCCUUCAGUCAGUGAGCACAGCAAUAUUGCUAAUAAUGGUGACAUUACAGACCAAAUAAAUGGAACAAAAUCAUUGGAGAAAAUGAACUUGUAUGCAGAAACUAAGAAAGGUGCAGGGUGCACAGUAUCAUGUGGUGAAUCAUUGACAUCUAUGUGGCACAUAGGUAUCAAUGUUGUCCCAGAAAAGGAAACUGUGCGAGCUGAGGAUGCCGUGGUCUCUAAAGAUAGUAGUAAAAAGAAGAAAUCAAAAAAGACUGAAUCUGCUGUUGCAGAAAGAUGUGUUGUUCCCCAAGUUGAGGCUGACGGGUUUGCUCCAAAUGCAUUUGGUUCUGAGCAUAUGGAACCCAUGCAAGAGAGAAGCACAUACAACAAUAAAGAUGGUGGUACAGAAAAGAGGAAAAAAUCACACAAAAAGGUUAAAAAUAUGGAUUCGGAAAUGUCCGUGCCAGAUGGUCAACUAUUAUCUCCUUCAACUAUAAAAGAAAGCUGCGAGUUGAAUAAGCAAGGUUCUUUUAAGGUGCAGCUGACAAAUAAUGGUUCAUUAACAUCUAAACAGAGUCAAGAGAAGAGUAUAAAUCUUAACAUGGAAUCCAUCCAUGAAGGGGCUGUUGAGGGUGAUGGAAAUCAUGAUGAUGGCUGUUCUAAUAAUGGUGAUACUCCAGAUCAAAUAAAUGGAAUAAAAUCAGAGAAAAUGAAGUUGUAUGCAGAAAAUAGGCAAGUUGAUGCAGGGUGCACAUUAACAGGAAAUGAAUCAUUGACAUCUAUGAAGGGCUUAGGUAUAGAUGGUGUCCCAGAAAAGGAAAUUACUCGACCUGAGGAUGGUAUGGCCAUCAAAGAUAGAAAAAGGAAGAAAUCAAGAAAGACUGAAUCUGCUGUUGCAGAAAGAUGUAUUGUUCCUCAAGUCGAGGCUAACAAGGUUGAUCCAAAUGCAGUUAGUCUUGAACAUGUUGAACCCAUGGAUGAGAGGAGCACAUACAGCAAGAAGGGUGGUAGCACAGAAAAGGUGAAAAAAUCGCGUAAAAAGGUUAAAAUUGUGGAUUCAGAAAUAUCCAUGCCAGAUAGUCAACUAUUGUCUCCUUCAACUUUAAAGGAAAAACAUGGGCACAAUAAGCACGGUUAUCCUAAGACGCAGCUGACAAAUGGUGGUGCAUUGACGUCUAAACCAAGUCAAGAGAAGAGCAUAAAUCCUAACAUGGAAUCCAUCCAUGAAGGGGCUGUUGAAGGUGAUGCUGAUCAUGAUGAUGGCUGUUCUAAUAAUGGUGAUAUUACAGAUCAAAUAAAUGGAACGAAAUCAUCAGAGAAAAUGAAUUUGUAUGGAGAAACUAAGGAAGUUGAUGCAGGGUACACAUUAUCAGGAAAUGAAUCAUUGACAUCUAUGAAGGUACUAGGGACAGCUGCUGUUCCAGAUAAGGAAAUUACUCGAGCUGAGGAUGGUAUGGUCUCCAAAGAUAGUAAAAGGAAGAAGUCAAAAAAGACUGAAUCUGCUGUUGCAGAAAGAUGUAUUGUUCCUCAAGUCGAGGUUGACAGGGUUGCUCCAAAUGCAGUUGGUCUUGAGCAUGUUGAACCCAUGGAUGAAAGGAAGACAGACAGCAAGAAGGGCGGUAGCACGGAAAAGGUGAAAAAAUCGCGUAAAAGGGUUAAAAAUGUGGAUUCAGAAAUAUCCUUGCCAGAUAGUCAACUAUUGUCUCCUUCAACUGUAAAGGGAAAAAGUGAGCAGAAUGAUCAAGGUUCUUCUAAGAUGCAGCUGACCAAUAGUGGUGCAUUGACAUCUAAACCGAGUCAAGAGAAGAUCAUAAAUCUUAAUAUGGAAUCCAUCCAUGAAGCAGCUGCUGAAGGUGGUGCUGAUUCUGAUGAUGACUGUUCUAGUUCCUCUGAUAAGGUUAAGGAUAUGGAAAUCCAUCACCUUCAAAAGGAUUCUCUGAACUUCAUUGAUUACUUUGUGCCAGGAUUGAAUGCUGAUGUUAAGCAGGUCCAGGAUGAAGGUGCUGCAUCAGGGAAAAAAACCAAGAAAGCACACACCGAGCAAAACUCCUCAGCUUUACCUAGUGAAGCAGUAGCAGAUAUUUCAGUUCAAAAACCUUCCCAUGCUGGUCGUGAUCAUUCUUUUGUCAAAUCAGAUCAGGAACUACCUAAUCGUGGUGCUUCCAACCAUGUGAGAAGUUCUAAAGGGAGAGAUUCUGAAGAGCAGUCAGAUGCCACUACGGAUGCAUCUUUGAGUAGUCUGUCUGCUUCUUCUCAUUCACAUCAAAGCCUGGACUCUUCAGGUUCAGAGACCUUGUCCUCACAUGCUGAGUCAGAUGAUUUGGCACAUGGUCAUGGAUAUUUUGUAAUGCCUGCAGCAAGAAAUAAUGUGGGAAGCAUUGGAAGAAAGAUGGCCCAGAGGCCCCAGACAAGAUCCGUGACCGCUGGAACACUCAGUGACAUCCUUAAAAGUUCAAGCACCUGUAGAAAGGCUGUGCUUCAAGCAUCAAAGUCCAAGCAUGUUCAGUCCAAGGUUGAUGACGGCACAGAUAGUCCUCCUGUUGACACCGUUGCGGAGACACAAGAUUGUUAGGCUGUUACACGCUUAUUUUGAUCAGCGAGCGAUGCUGGGAUACGGCUGGAGCUAAGUUAUAACUAUUUGAUGAAUAUUUCUUUUGCAGAUAUUAUCACACCGCAUCCGCACCAAAUGUUAUCUGAGGCCGUGCAAUAUGUGGUUGUUUUAUAUUCGUAUAGAUAGGAAGAGGUUUGAAAAACAGAAAAUGUGCGGCAGUCGUAUAAUUUUUGUCUAUCCUGUAAGUUUUCCACCUUUUUUCCAGCUGGCUGUAAUGGGAUUGAUGAAAUCAUGAAGCUGCAAAAGGCAACCCAGUUUUGUCCAGAUAGACGUCUCCAUGUCUCAUUAUUGUUCGAUGAGUUAAUGAAGCCACAAGAUUUUGCAA
Molecule: messenger RNA, 4604 nt
Organism: Nymphaea colorata (pocket water lily)
Lineage: Eukaryota; Viridiplantae; Streptophyta; Magnoliopsida; Nymphaeales; Nymphaeaceae
Exons: 7
Coding region: 101-4240 (1379 amino acids)
Source: RefSeq, a predicted model, not a curated record